This is a messenger RNA of Lodderomyces parapsilosis, 1839 nucleotides long. RefSeq names its product oxidative DNA demethylase (gene OFD1). The record is from RefSeq and is a predicted model, not a curated record. Gene Ontology annotation, cellular component: cytoplasm. Gene Ontology annotation, molecular function: peptidyl-proline dioxygenase activity; iron ion binding; L-ascorbic acid binding. The transcript has a single exon. Gene Ontology annotation, biological process: regulation of translational termination; peptidyl-proline hydroxylation. Bases 1 to 1839 code for a protein of 612 amino acids. Lineage: Eukaryota; Fungi; Ascomycota; Pichiomycetes; Serinales; Debaryomycetaceae.
AUGGCACCAUCAAAGAGGCCUCAAGAGACUGCUGUGGCAGAGGAGGAGUCAUCACCCAAGAAGCUAAAUACCAACUUCACCAAAGAAGAUAUUGAGCACUUUUUCAAUGCUCAAAUUUGGAAGUCAGAGUUUCAAGAUGAGAUUCAAAAGCAAGUGAAAGAGAGCUCACCAUAUAAAUGGGGAACCAUCAAGCAUCUCAUGGAUGAUACACUCUUGCGUCAAGUGAGGAAAGAGGUGUUAUCAGAAAUUGCAUUCACAAAGAAAGAGACUGAUAUUUACAAAGUUUAUCAGCUGGGAGAUCUUGCCAAUUUGUCGGGUUUGGAUUGGAAUGACUUGUCCAGGCUACCUUCAUUGUAUAAAUUACGAGCUGCGAUAUACUCCCAAGAGUUUAGGGAUGUUGUUUCUAGAAUCACAGGGUGCGGUAAGUUGAGUGGGGUGAAAACUGAUAUGUCAAUCAAUACGUACACCAAAGGUUGCCAUUUGUUAACUCACGACGAUGUCAUUGGCAGCAGAAGGGUCAGUUUCAUCCUUUACAUGCCUGAUCCUGACAAAGUAUGGAAACCACAAUAUGGUGGAGCUUUGAGAUUAUUCCCCGCUGUUGUCCCCAAUGUUCCCCAUACUGACUAUGAAUGCAAGUUAGUACCUCAGUUUAACCAAAUAGCUUUUUUCACCGUCCAGCCUGGAUUGAGUUUUCAUGAUGUUGAAGAAGUUCGCGAGGAAAAGCAUAGGUUAUCAAUUCAAGGAUGGUUUCACAUUCCCCAACCUGGAGAGGAUGGAUUCGUUGAGGGCGAGCAAGAAAAGACCGAGGCCAUGUCCACAUUGCAACAGCUUCAAAGUAAAGAAUUGCAAGAGUUUGAUUUUCCAAAAAGCAUCAGAACUGAGAUCAACCCCCUUGAAAUGAAGAAUAUUCAAUCAUGCGAGCGACUCAAUCAACAAGACAUUGAUUACUUGAAAUACUUCAUCAACCCUACUUAUCUCAACCCCACACAUAUUCGGAAAUUGAGCGAAUUUUUCAUUGAUGAAUCGCUUGUUGAAUUAAAAGACUUUUUCAAUGAUGAUUACGCUUCCGUUUUGAAACAGCUACUCAGAGAUGUUGAGAUUAACACUGAAACACCCCAAAAUUCGACAGAGGUGCGACACCCAUGGAAAAUUGCCGUACCACCUCACAAGCAACGCUUCAUGUAUAUUGAUGGUACGUCUUAUCAUGGGUUAUCGAAAGGGGAGAUUAAACACAUCAAUGAAGUAGGUCCUCAGGAACAACCUAAUUUCACGCUUCUUAAACAAUCAAAUAACCUUAACCCAACAGACUCCAAAAUCAUUGAAAUUUGUGAAUUUCUAAAAUCAGUGGCCUUUAAAAAAUGGUUAAAGAUACUCACUGGGUUGAUACUUGCCAAUGAACAAAUUCUAGCACGGAGGUUUAGACCGGGACAUGAUUUUAUUUUGGCAACAACAGUGGACUCAGAUGCCGGUAGAAAUGAUUACGAAGAAAACGUUUUGCUUGAAGCAACAUUAAACCUUACUCCAACUGCGGCAACCGGUAAAAAGUCCAACAGUUGGGAAUCAGGUGAAUUUGGGGGGUAUGAAUUAUGCAUGGCGCAAAAUACCAAUGACGGUGACGAGGAAGAUGAUCCCGCGAUUUACCGUUCAUCCAAAGAUUCUGAAGAGGAUAGUGUGUUAUACACGAGUCAAUGUAAAUGGAACACCCUUACUUUAAUGGUUAGAGAUGCAUCGUUAUUGAAAUUCGUAAAAUAUGUUAGUAUUAAUGCAAAGGGAUCUAGGUGGGAUAUUAGUUGUCAAUGGAAUAUAAAAGCGGAAACCGAGGAAGAAACAGAAAACUAG